CAGAGGGGAACAGGUGGUACAGGCCGGGCCGGGCCUCGCCGCUUGUUUACGCGGCCGCUCUCGAAAUCGUUUCUGCGAAAUGGCGCAAGGCCGGAACAGACCCCGCUCCCCCACUCGCCCCCCCCCCCCCCCCCCACCCCGGGGGCUCGCCUAUAUACCGGCCCGGAGCCCCCCGCCGCCCAGCGGGAGUCGGGGCGCAGGUUCGAGCAUCCGCUGAGGGACCCAUAGCACCGUGGUACAAGACUUAUUUAUUGAAAUAUUUUCUGCAAUGAAGUAGGCAAGCAACAUAGAAAAGGUGUAAUUAUUUAUAAGUAAUGACAGUUCAUUUAUCUUUAGACGCAUAUUUGUUCUUUGUGAUUAACCCAAAAAGUCUUUGGUGGAAGCAAAGAAACAAAUACCUGUAUUUGUAUAGACCUAAAGUUUGCUGGAGGAUAAAUCAUGCCGUUCACCCGAGAGUUUUUCAUACAAGUGAGCCUCGGUGUAAAUGGGCCAGAAGCAGAACAUUUUGGUAUAAUAAAUACAUUUACAGCCAUGACUUUUUAUACUACAGAGUUUCUAAACUAUUAACUUCUUCUUCCAAAGGACUUACAAAAGUGAGCAAUCGCAUGUCACGAAUUAGGAAUACUCUAGAAUCUGUUUCAAAGGCAGUGUCUGGCACUCACAGUGAACUGGUUUCACGGAUAGCUCAAUUAAAGUCACACUCAGGUACUCUGGGAAAAGCAAAUAAAAGUAAUGCAGAUGCAAGUAACACCAAUGCAAAUCUAGAAAAUGAUAAACAAGUCACAGAUGCCAGAACUUGGGAGGAUUGCGACAGAGGCCCAGCUGCAAAGAAAUCCACGUGUGCAAAUAAGAACUUGGACUCUAUGUUGGUAAGCUCAAGUGGCACUUAUCAAGAUUCUCCAGAAGAUUCAGCGUCUACUGAAAACUACCUUUUUCAUGUAAGCUACUUUUCUACAAAUUUUGGAGAGACUUACAACUUCAUAGCUGAUCAUAUCAACUGGUACUUUAAUAAUAAGUCUGUUAUGGAUCAAGAGAAAAAAAGGAAUGCUUUAUUACAGGACUCUAAAAGUGAAGAGAGAGAUAAGCUUGAUUCAUCAGAAGAUACUGUAAUGAGUGAAGAAAAGACAGCGGAUUCAGCAGCUGCUCUAGCUCAUGAAGCAGAGAAUCUGGGUGCUGAAAAGACAAAUACUGCUCUUCCUAUUUCCACUAAAAAAAGCAUUGCAAACUUUCUUUCAUCUCCCAGUAACAGUGUACAAGCUUUUGUAGACAGUUACAUUGGUGGGUUGGUUCCCAAGUUAAGAUCCGAUACAAAAGUUGUUUCACAAGAAAAGAGUAAAGAGCCAGAAGUGCUUGAGAAGGAUGAAGAGGACAAAGUGAAAGAGGCUAAGACCACAGAAGAGCGGGAAAAGCAUUUGUCUCUUCAGAGAGAAAAGAUUAUUGCAAGAGUAAGUAUUGAUAACAGGACUCGAGCUUUAGUGCAAGCCCUGCGAAGAUCCUCUAAUCGAAGAGUCUGUAUCAGCAGGGUUGAAGAGCUGACCUAUCAUCUUCUAGAAUUUCCAGAGAGCAGAGGAGUUGCAAUUAAGGAAAAAUUAAUCCCGUGCCUAUUGCGACUGAGACAGGCAAAUGACGAAAGUCUUCAGGCUGCCGUUAGAGAGACUUUAGCUAUAAUUGGAUAUACAGACCCUGUGAAAGGCUGGGGAAUUCGAGUCCUUGCUAUUGAUGGAGGAGGAACAAGGGGUUUAGUUGCACUUCAGACUUUACGGAAACUGGAAGAACUAACUGGAAAGCCUGUUCAUCAACUUUUUGACUACAUAUGUGGUGUAAGCACAGGAGCUAUAUUAGCUUUUAUGUUGGGUUUGUUCCAUAUCCCUCUGGAUGAUUGUGAAGAACUGUAUCGCAAAUUAGGAUCAGAUGUUUUUAAGCAGAAUGUCAUUGUUGGAACAGUCAAAAUGGGUUGGAGCCAUGCCUUUUAUGAUAGUGAUAUAUGGGAAAAACUGCUCAAAGAAAAAAUGGGCUCAAAUCUUAUGAUUGAAACUGCAAGAAAUUCCAAAUGUCCAAAGGUAGCUGCAGUAAGCACCAUUGUAAACAGAGGAACACCACUGAAAGCAUUUGUUUUUAGAAACUAUAAUCACUUUCCUGGUGUUAAGUCUCAUUAUAUCGGAGGCUGUCAGUAUAAACUGUGGCAGGCCAUUAGAGCAUCAUCUGCUGCACCAGGUUACUUCCAGGAAUAUGUUUUGGGUAACGAUCUUCAUCAGGAUGGAGGUCUGCUUCUGAAUAAUCCUUCUGCACUGGCAGUUCAUGAGUGCAAGUGUCUUUGGCCAAAUGUUCCAUUGCAGUGUCUAGUAUCACUAGGCACUGGUCGAUAUGAAAGCGAGGGAAAGACCAGUGUCACACACACCAGUCUGAAAGCCAAACUCACAAAUGUUAUCAGUAGCGCAACUGAUACAGAAGAAGUUCACACCAUGCUGGAUGCACUGUUACCUCCAGAUACUUAUUUCAGAUUUAACCCUCUUAUGAAUGAGGACAUACCGCUGGAUGAAAGUCGUAAAGAGAAACUCAAUCAGCUGCAGACAGAUGGAAUUCGUUAUUUAGAACGAAAUGAAGAAAAACUGAGAAAAGCUGCAAAAACAUUAACACAAGAAAAAACAACUUUGCAGAGACUUCAGGACUGGAUAAGAUUAAAGGCUGACAUGUAUGAAGGCCUUCCAUUUCUUUCCAAAUUGUGAAUAUGUAAUGCAUGAAAGAUGAUAAAUGUAAAUCUUGUUCCAGAAAAUCCGUUCAGUACUGUAAGGGAAGAAUGUUUGUUGAGGGUAAGUAACAUCUUUGGAAAGCUAUCAGAACUCUGGAGAAAGCAAUUCAGGAUGGCUGGUUUGCGUACACUUACUUGAUGCAAUGUUUUAUGGUGUUAAUUAUUUUUUGAACUUUACAGAUCUUACUGUUGCUCUACUUAAGUCUCGUAAGUCUGUAAAACUGAAAAUUAUGAAAACAAAUGUGGUUUGCUUUUUUAGAUGUAUGUACCAUAAUUAUGGUGGCAGUAAAACUUUAUCGACUACCAGGCUUACUCAAUAUUAACAAAAAAUAAAAUCCUCCUUCACUUUAGCGUAGGCAGUAUACCUGUUAGGCUCUUGUGUAGCCAGUGAAUUUAACAGAAAUGUUCCUACAAAAACAUUGCCUGUAUUAAUUGCACUUUUACAUUUGAAAGGUAACAUUUAAAUUCUUUUUUUAUUUUCAGUGGGUUUUGUACAUAACAGUAUUGAGUAAAAUGUUUGGAUGACUAUAAAUGGCAUAUUAAAUUAUCAAAAUUAACUGAUAUUUUUUGGGCUUGCUGCUUGUUUUUAUUGGGAUAACUUCAGUGUGGUUCACCCAGUAUUUGAAAAUAACCCCAAGCCCCAAAACCUCACUUGAGCAGCUCUUCCUGUCACAUGAUAAAGGAAAUAAAAUCUUGAACUAG
Molecule: messenger RNA, 3451 nt
Organism: Tyto alba (common barn owl)
Lineage: Eukaryota; Metazoa; Chordata; Aves; Strigiformes; Tytonidae
Gene: PNPLA8
Product: patatin like phospholipase domain containing 8
Exons: 10
Coding region: 315-2726 (803 amino acids)
Biological process (GO): arachidonate metabolic process
Cellular component (GO): membrane
Source: RefSeq, a predicted model, not a curated record